AUGUCUGACGAAGAGGAUUACUAUGACGAGGGCUAUGACGGAGAAUGGCUUUUCUGGGACGAGGGAGAUGCGGACAUUGUUGAUGAUCUUGCUAAUGGCACCAUCCAUUCGCCGGUCUAUCUAACCGAUCAGGCAUUGUAUGCUGCCCUGGAAAGCGACUCGGACUGGGAUUACUACACCGAUGAGUACUACGAUGACGAUCCAUCAAUUGUUAACCGGCAGGAAGGGACAUCUAUGAACAGCAACAGUAAAACCCCUGGCACAAAACGAAAGCGGUUUUCUGUUGACCAGGACGGGCGACCACCGAAAGGCGUCAAAGGGCUUUAUCCGGACAUCAAUUCCUUCCGCGGCGUUGUUUGGCGAACGCCUUCUCAUUCUUUACGGCGGGAGGAGUUAUACGAACCGGGUAUGGGUGAGACAGUCUCUCUACUACGAAAUUGGCGUGAAUUGUUCACCUAUCCCGAACCUAAAUCCCCUUCUAUCCACGCCAACCAUUCAACAACUCACAUGCCAGGCCUCCCAAAAACGAAUAAUCAUCUUCACGACCAAAUCUCAUCCCUCAAACCUGAGAUUUACGAUUCCGCCCCUUCCCUCUGUGAGGAUGAAUGCGUCGAGGACGAUGCCGAAACAGGCGAAUCACCAUAUUCUCUCAUAGGCCGGAGUGCAUAUACCCCUCCUCCACUCCAUUUUAACGAUGCUGCACAUGAAGAUUUGGAGAGCGCUAGCGGAAUUUCGUCUGAACCUUGCAAACAUACCUUUCAGUCUAAGCGCACGUCCCACAAACCUUCUUCUCGACUGAAACAGAUGACCGCUGUCGAAGACAUUACACCGCCAUCAAGCGCUGAUACUGAGGCUUCGCGAUCCCCGCCUCCGGAUGUCACCUCAGAACGAAGAAAAACAACCAACGGAAGUGCAGAUUCACCGGAUCCACAGCCUCGUCAAGGGAUACAGGUCCUUGUGGGUCCUCCCAAGCGCCCCGAGUCUAGCUAUCAUUUUCUCGCUGACGACUCUGUAUCAAGUGAGAAGCAGCUGCCUCGUCACUAUGGGAAGAAGAGAAAGGCUAGUCCUUCAGACUUGGCCGAACAAGAGGAGGGGAAAGCAGCGAGGAAGAGAGGAAGGCCAGCAAAAAUGGGGGAAGCUGCAUCUCAAAAGGCACCCGCGGCAAAAGUUUCACGGUCGUCAACGUCAGUAGAGAACAAGCGGUGUUUAAGAGAACGGAAGAAGUAG
Messenger RNA from Uncinocarpus reesii 1704, 1227 nucleotides. RefSeq lists its product as uncharacterized. Lineage: Eukaryota; Fungi; Ascomycota; Eurotiomycetes; Onygenales; Onygenaceae. The coding region runs from base 1 to 1227 and encodes 408 amino acids. The transcript has 2 exons. The record is from RefSeq and is a predicted model, not a curated record.